Molecule: messenger RNA, 2397 nt
Organism: Capsella rubella
Lineage: Eukaryota; Viridiplantae; Streptophyta; Magnoliopsida; Brassicales; Brassicaceae
Product: large proline-rich protein bag6-B
Exons: 16
Coding region: 193-2121 (642 amino acids)
Cellular component (GO): BAT3 complex
Molecular function (GO): polyubiquitin modification-dependent protein binding; misfolded protein binding
Source: RefSeq, a predicted model, not a curated record
UUUAUUAUUUCUCUUCUUCUUCUUUAGGCUCUCAUCACUCUUCUUCCUUGGCCGCGGAAUCGUCUCUCGGAGCCGCGAAAGGACUCUCUUUUAGGGUUAAAGAAUCCUUUCCCUUCUUCCUCAGCUGAUUUCGAUUCUCUUCCUCCUCCGAUCAUUUUUGUCUUCUAGGUGUUAAAAAGGCAUUUGAAAAAGAUGGGAGACAAUGGAAAAGAUGAAAUUAUGGUUGAGGCAUCUCAAUGUGCUGGUGCUAUGGUUGAGAUAAAGAUAAAGACAUUGGAUUCUCAGACUUACACCUUACAUGUUGAUAAAUGUGUCCCUGUUCCUGCAUUGAAAGAGCAAGUUGCUACCGUUACUGGUGUCGUUACGGAACAACAGCGCUUGAUAUGUCGUGGAAAAGUUAUGAAGGAUGAUCAACUCCUAUCAGCCUAUCAUGUUGAAGAUGGCCACACUCUGCAUUUAGUUGUCAGACAACCUGUUCCACCAAUAUCAGAGAGUUCAACUAGUAAUGCAGCGGCUGAUCCUGCUUUGAGUGCUGGUGACAGCCAGGGAAGUCAAAGAUCACGAGUUGUGGUAGGAUCCUUCAAUAUUGCUGAGCAAGCAGAUGGAGUCUAUUCAGAUCUUGGUCAGAUAGUUUCAGCUGUUCUGGGUUCACUUGGGAUCUCUAAUCCAGAAGGUGGUAUCGAAGGGAUUGAAGCUAUGGGUCCUCUUCAUGAGAGGCUAUCUCGGAGUUCUGGUCCUACCUCUGCAAGAGAUUCUUCCGGAGGGCGAUCUGCGACACCAAAUACAGUGAACCAGACGUCUACUCCCUUGACAUCUUCACAACCAGCAGUGAUUCCAGAUUCGUUGACAACCUUAUCGGAAUAUCUAAAUCAUCUGAGACAAGAAUUUGCUGCUAAUGGUAGCAAUGCUAAUAACUUGCAAGAUUCUGAAAAUUCAAUGGGCAAUGUGCAAGAUUCUGCUUCUACCACCGGAGAGAGUCGGAUUCCAAGACCAUCUCAUUUGGCAGAAGUGCUGCAAUCAACAAGGCAAUUGUUGAUCGGUGAAGUAGCAGAUUGCUUAUCUAAUCUUUCGAGGCAGCUUGUGGAUCAUGUGAAUGUGACCGAUCCGUCAACCCGAAGGUUGUGCCAGUCAAACAUGCUUCAAUCAGGAUCCCUCUUGGAGAAUUUAGGCAUUUCACUCCUGGAGCUUGGUCGUGCCACCAUGAUGCUUCGUUUGGGACAAACACCUGAUGAUGCUGUUGUUAAUGCUGGGCCUGCAGUGUUCAUAUCCCCCACAAGGAGAAAUCCCUUGGCGUCCACUCGGCAGGGGACGAGUAUUGGAGGCUUACAAGCAGGAACCGCACAUUCUAACCCUUUUGCUGGACAAUCACUUGCCUCUGCCCCAAGAAAUAUUGAGAUAAGAAUACGUACAGGAUCUUGGGUGCCCGCCAGUGGGACCAACCAGAGAGAAGAAAGUACUACACAACAAACCCCUGGGCAGUCAGUCCCUUCUGCACCCAGCAGCACUACUGAUUCUGCCCCCUCAACGAGAGGUCCAUCUGAAUCUCCUCGAAAUCCUGUGGCCUUAGUUAUACCUGUUGUUACUCGAUAUCAGCAGGUAUCAUUAGGUGAACGUAGUUUUACUGGAUUGGAUGGAGUACAUCAGCCUGUUACAGAAUCUUCUAGGUCACAACAGAGCACCGGUACUCCAGGAAGAGAAGGUGAUAGCAGUUCUCCCCCUGGUGGUCGUCGUUUGUUUGAAUUGAGAAACAGAAUCAAUCAGUUUUUGAGGCCCUCAGCUCGUCGAGAACACCAAGCCAGUAGCUCGGAGUCUCAGGUUGCAGCAAAUCCAUCUUCCACAGAGGCCACAGAACCAAGGGAAGCUGUUGCAAAUGCACAAGUUGAGCCAGUAACUACGACGGAUGAAGGGAAUUUCAUAUCAAGUGUUCUUCAGCAGAUCAUGCCCUUUAUUUCUCAAAAUGUAGCCUCCUCAAGCUCUGGUGAAGCUGUUACAGGCAGAGGCAGCAAUAACACUAGACAAGCCUCUUCAAGAGAGGAGGAGGGAGGUGCAGAGCGAGGAAAUUCAAGUCGGAGACCUGGAGCACCGUCACCUCCAGAGUCGAAACGUCAGAGGAGAGAGUGAGAGAGACUGCUGGGAGCAAAAAGCAAAGGGUGGAAAGAACACUUCUUGAAGAAUGAUAGUUUAUUUUUGUUACUUAAGUGGUAAUUGAUUCUCUGAGCUUUUGAUGUUCACUAUAAUGGUAUUGGUGGUGUUAACCAAAACAUCUCCAUUUCUUUUUUCCUUUUUUAUUAUGUUAUAUUCCCCAAUCCGUACAAUUUCAGAUUUUGUAUUCAGCUAUAAACAUAAGUGCAUAUAUUAGAUUAGUAACAAAUUAUAGAGGAGGGGGCUAUUAAGGCA